GGCUCGAUUCCAGCAGUUUCCCACAUCUACGAAUUUAAGCGUGCAGAGCGAACUGAUCAACUCUCAACAUGACGAAGACAGAAGGCGUCAAAAGAAAGUUAAAGCCUGUGAUAGAGAAGAAGAGAAGAGACCGAAUCAACCAUAACCUAGAUGCGUUAAGAGAUCUGCUUUUCAAGAACACUGCAGACACGCGUUUACAAAACCCCAAACUGGAAAAAGCAGAGAUUUUAGACCUUGCAGUUCAGUACAUCAAAAAGACCACAAGAAAAACUGAGACAAAGGUGAAUUCUAAUCAAAUGGAUUCUAAUGCCACUCAGAAGCAGUCUGUUUCUACGGGCCCCAUCUAUGCCAGUGACUUCUAUGUUCCAGACUUCUAUGGGAGGUUUAAAUCAUCUGAGCAGAAGGAAGCUCUUCUGAAACUGGGUGUCAACAAUAAUAACCUAACUGGUGCUUCCAAAGCAGGAAAUGAACCAGUGGCCCAGACGGGCUUCCCUCUAUCACCAUCAGGCCAGAACUACCAGCAGGAUCUUCUCUUACACCCUGAAUCAUCUUUGAAUGACUCCAAACUUUUGCAUCAGUUGACUUCUCCCCCCAGUUCAUCAUCAUCAUCAUCAUCACCACCACAAUGUAGUUCCCCGCCAUCAUCUCCCACUUUUACCAGCUUAUUCUCCUCUCCCAGUAACUGCCCUCCAUAUCUAUUCAUGCCUUGUCCUCUACCUGCUCCUUCUGAUUCACUGUCACCUCUUUCAACACCACUUUCACUCCAUAGGCCUGUCAUUGUGCCUCAGCCUAUUCUGCCCAACAUGGCUAGAGAUUUUACCCCACCGCAGUCUCCUGUACUGGCUCUUAGACUGGAACCUUUUUCUCUUCCAACCCAGUCCAUAUGGAGACCAUGGAGCUGAACUCUUACAAUGGUGUGCUUUUCCAUUUUACUUAGUCACUGCUCCAAUGGAGAAAUGAUCUCCCAGAAGGACCUAAUGGGACAUAUGGUGUGGCAUGAGCAUCGGGUUAUCACUUGUGUUUGCCUCCAGUUACUAUUACUUUUGUCAUGUUUUCAAUGACGUAUACUUUUAACUUGACUAUUUAUUGUUUUGACCAAUGUUUGUCUUCACUGGUAUAGCCUACCUGUGA
This is a messenger RNA of Sinocyclocheilus grahami, 1131 nucleotides long. It is a transcript of the gene her11, whose product is annotated as hairy-related 11. Gene Ontology annotation, molecular function: protein dimerization activity. Lineage: Eukaryota; Metazoa; Chordata; Actinopteri; Cypriniformes; Cyprinidae. The transcript is spliced from 4 exons. The record is from RefSeq and is a predicted model, not a curated record. Bases 69 to 902 code for a protein of 277 amino acids.